UUCAAUAGUUGCAUGCUCCUCUUUUUCGAUGCUAUAGAACGCCAGCAAGUCACUGAUGGCGUCUUGAAAGCCGAGCGGACUUUAUCGAUAUUCAAAGAACUCGAGGAAACCAGCGUGCAAACGCUCGCGCGGAUUGCAGUUGAAAAGAUUAGUCGGGCCCCCCAAACGCUGCACGACCUCGUUGCACAAUCGCCACAAGGCAAUUCUCAAAGCCACGAUCGGCAAGGAAACCACACAGCUGGGUACGGAGCUGAGAAAAACGGGGUAUCACAAUACUGGGCUGGGAUCGAAAACGUCAUGGGUAACACUGGCAUGCAGUUGCUAGAGACGUAUGAUCUACGAACACCAUCCCAAGAGAAUUUUACUCCCAUAAACUGGGGUACACCUAGUUCAUCGACGGAUCACUCAGAAGAGCAUGGAACUCAGCAAUGAGAGCACAGUAACAUGUCGAAAUCAAGACCACAAUCAGGACAAUAGGCAAAGCAGUAAAUCACUCACACAAUGCGCUACACCAUCAGCCAACCAUCACACGCAGCAAGAACGUUACACAGCUCUAGUCUCAUAUGCAGAUCCCACUAGGCUACCCCCGGAGCCACUGAAGACGAUUACAGCACAUCACACUUAUCACUACAAAAUGAUUCGCCCAUUCUAUCCUCAAGCACCGGGCGCGAUACCCUUCUCCCCCUCCCCCCCC
Messenger RNA from Bipolaris sorokiniana ND90Pr, 694 nucleotides. RefSeq lists its product as uncharacterized. Lineage: Eukaryota; Fungi; Ascomycota; Dothideomycetes; Pleosporales; Pleosporaceae. The record is from RefSeq and is a predicted model, not a curated record. Bases 13 to 432 code for a protein of 139 amino acids. The transcript has a single exon.